Molecule: messenger RNA, 948 nt
Organism: Anopheles marshallii
Lineage: Eukaryota; Metazoa; Arthropoda; Insecta; Diptera; Culicidae
Gene: Sirt4
Product: NAD-dependent protein deacylase Sirt4
Exons: 1
Coding region: 1-948 (315 amino acids)
Molecular function (GO): NAD-dependent protein lysine deacetylase activity; NAD+ binding
Source: RefSeq, a predicted model, not a curated record
AUGAGAUUGCUCGGAGGAUUUCGAGUUCCGCAGGUGCAUGGGAACAGGUUCAACUCUAGCUCAAUAUUUGUGCCGGCCCACGAGCCGGCACUGGAAAGUGACUGCCGUCGGUUGGAAAAGUUUUUGGAAGACAAACCACACAUCCUUGUGCUGACUGGUGCCGGUAUAUCGACCGAAUCCGGCAUCCCGGACUACCGAUCCGAAGGAGUUGGUUUGUAUGCCCGUUCGAACCACAAACCGAUCCAGCACGGAGAGUUCGUGAAGUCGGAAGCCAUCCGAAAGCGCUAUUGGGCCCGCAACUAUGUCGGUUGGCCACGGUUUUCUUCGAUAGCACCAAAUGUUACGCACUACACGCUAGCAAGGUUGGAGCGCGAAGGUCGGAUAAGCGGCAUCGUAACACAGAACGUUGAUCGGUUACACGGGAAGGCCGGAUCGAAGCAAGUGGUCGAACUGCACGGUAGUGGUUAUGAUGUGAUUUGCGUUGGCAAUCAGGAUGAACGGGGCAAAGGAUGCAAUUAUCGCAUCGAUCGGCACGACUUUCAGCGCAUACUGGACCAGGUCAAUCCGGCCAUGGAAGAUAACUCCACCGCGAUGCGACCGGAUGGUGACGUGGAACUUUCGAUGGAGUAUGUAGAAGGGUUCAAAAUACCACCCUGUCCACAGUGUGGUGGUAAUUUGAAACCGGAAAUAGUGUUCUUCGGAGAUAAUGUCCCAAUGGCACGGAUAGAGAAAGUCGUACGCAUGAUAAUCGAAUCGGACGGCGUGCUUGUCCUGGGAUCCAGCCUGACCGUGUUCUCCGGCUAUCGCAUAGUACUGCAAGCGAAGGAAUUGGGUCUUCCGGUUGCUAUCGUUAAUAUUGGCGCAACGAGGGGUGAUCCAAAGGCGGAUCUUAAAAUUUCAGCCAGAUGUGGUGAAAUCAUGACGAAUCUGUUCAAGACCAGAAGAUAG